Messenger RNA from Paramecium tetraurelia, 708 nucleotides. RefSeq lists its product as uncharacterized. The record is from RefSeq and is a predicted model, not a curated record. Gene Ontology annotation, molecular function: metal ion binding; mRNA binding. The transcript is spliced from 4 exons. Lineage: Eukaryota; Ciliophora; Oligohymenophorea; Peniculida; Parameciidae.
AUGUAAAUUAACCAAGUUCAAUAUCCAAACUAAAAGUACAAAACAUAGCUCUGCAGACAUUUCAUAACAAAUGGGAAUUGUGCUUUAGGUGCAAGAUGUUAAUUUGCUCAUGGAAGAGAGGAGCUUAGAGGUAAUGCUAAUGGAUUUUAACCUAAUUCUGAUUUCAUGAUGCCUUAACAUUAAUAAGGAGUUCUUCCUGUUAAGGUUUAACCAAUUAAUCCCAUGAUUGCGAAUUAUAAGAGUAUUAUUAAGAUUAAACAUUUCAUAGCAUAAUUAUGUAAGCACUUCAAUCCACAAACUGGAUUAUGUAAAAAUGGAUUUACAUGCACAUUUGCUCAUGGUGAAUAGGAACUAAAUUAAAUUAAUCCUUAUUUUCAGAAUCAAUAUAUGCAACAGCAGCAGAUUGUGCAGCAACAAAUCAAAUAGUAAAAUUAAGCUUAAAUAUAAGCUGAACUCACCUAAUAAAUUUUAAUUAUGAUUCUUACUAACAUGGAACAUAUUUUUCCUGACUCACAAGACAUAAUAAACAUUUUAAGACAGGGCUAAGAAAAAGCAAAAUAAGGUGAUAAUUAAGGAGCGAGUGAAAUUAUUAAAUUAAUCAUUCAUGACGAGUAGAGGACUAAAGAAGAAAAAUAAUAAUAUCAAUAGAUUUACAACAAUGCUUAAAGACAUUAUGAUUCUAAAUUAAAAGAGUACUUAAAUCAAUGA